This is a messenger RNA of Neoarius graeffei (lesser salmon catfish), 2546 nucleotides long. RefSeq names its product N-myristoyltransferase 1a (gene nmt1a). The record is from RefSeq and is a predicted model, not a curated record. Lineage: Eukaryota; Metazoa; Chordata; Actinopteri; Siluriformes; Ariidae. The transcript is spliced from 12 exons. Gene Ontology annotation, cellular component: cytoplasm. Gene Ontology annotation, biological process: N-terminal peptidyl-glycine N-myristoylation. Gene Ontology annotation, molecular function: glycylpeptide N-tetradecanoyltransferase activity. The coding region runs from base 36 to 1496 and encodes 486 amino acids.
UUUUCAAAGGCGAGUUCUUCACUUCCUCGUUAAUCAUGGCGGAUGAGAAUGAGACAGCACUGAAGCAGGAGAAAGAAGUGGAGCUUGAGGAGGACCAUGGGCAUUGUAGCGACUGCGAAAAUGAAGAGCAUCAUUUCGAGGAUGGAGAAAAGGGGGACACAGGGGCCAAGAAGAAGAAAAAGAAACAGAAGAAAAAGAAGGACAAAUCUGGAGGAAAGGACUCAGCCCAGGAUCCGCUGACCAAAGUGAACUCUCUCCCUGCUGAUAAGCUUCAGGAGAUUCAGAAAGCCAUCGAGCUCUUCUCAGUGGGACCAGGACCAGCCAAAACCAUGGAAGAGGCCUCACGCCGUAGCUACCAGUUCUGGGACACUCAGCCUGUCCCUAAACUAGGAGAGAUGGUGACAACACACGGCUGCAUCGAGCCAGAUAAAGAUAAUAUCCGAGAGGAGCCGUACAGCCUUCCUCAGGGGUUCAGCUGGGAUGCACUGGACCUCGGCAACCCCGCUGUGCUAAAGGAGCUGUACACGCUGCUGAACGAGAACUACGUGGAAGAUGAUGAUAACAUGUUCCGCUUUGACUAUUCACCCGAGUUCCUGCUGUGGGCGCUACGUCCUCCGGGCUGGUUGCUGCAGUGGCACUGUGGCGUGAGAGUGAACUCCAAUCAUAAACUCGUAGGUUUCAUCAGUGCCAUCCCAGCCAACAUCCGCAUCUAUGAUAUAGAGAAGAAGAUGGUGGAAAUUAAUUUCCUGUGUGUGCACAAAAAGCUGCGUUCCAAACGCGUGGCUCCGGUGCUGAUCCGAGAGAUCACCAGACGGGUCAACCUGCAGGGCAUCUUCCAGGCUGUCUACACUGCCGGAGUGGUACUGCCCAAACCUGUGGGGACCUGCAGAUACUGGCACCGAUCUCUGAACCCACGGAAGCUGAUUGAAGUGAAAUUUUCACACCUGAGUCGGAACAUGACUAUGCAACGCACUAUGAAGCUCUACCGACUGCCUGAGGCCCCGAAGACUGGAGGCUUGAGGCCGAUGACGUUGAAGGACAUCCCGGCUGUGCACCGCCUACUGCAGGAUCAUCUCCGUCAGUUCCACCUGGCUCCAGUCAUGAGCAUGGAGGAGGUGCAGCACUGGCUCCUGCCCCAGGAGAACAUCAUCGACACCUACCUGGUGGAGACUCCUGAGGGGAAGGUGACGGACUUCCUGAGUUUUUACACCUUGCCGUCCACCAUCAUGAACCACCCGGUGCACCGCAGUUUAAAGGCGGCGUAUUCCUUCUACAACGUGCACACCACCACGCCGCUGAUCGACCUGAUGGGAGACGCGCUCAUCUUAGCCAAAUCGAAAGGAUUUGAUGUUUUUAAUGCACUGGACCUGAUGGAGAACAAGACGUUUCUGGAGAAGCUGAAGUUUGGUAUCGGAGACGGGAAUCUACAGUAUUAUCUGUACAAUUGGAAAUGCCCCAGCAUGGGCCCAGAAAAAGUCGGUUUAGUCCUGCAGUGACCUUCUUGCCUCAUCAAAGCCCUUCCUUGCAUCAUAGUGAAGCCAAGAAUCAACAUCAUGCACUGACCACCUGACUGAUGCUCCGGAGGGACUUCCAGGUUUAGGAAGAAAAGCCACCGCCCAUUUUUAUUUUUUUUUUUUAUUUCUCUCUCUGAACUUUGAACUUUUGGACCUGCACUACUGCUGCCAGGCUGUCUUCUUUUUUUUUUUUUUUUUCCUUUCUGUCUCCCCUUUACUUUUUAGUCUCUGGUUCUUUUUUUUUUUCCUUCUUUCUCCCUUGAAGCCACUGUAAUUAAUUCCAAUCGUUGACGAUCACAAUGGUUGUGUUUUUGGAUUGUGAUGAGUGCGAACCCGUGCUCAGAAACAGCAGCUGCUCCUUCACGCCUUCUCCAACGAUGCUCGGACAGUGAAGAGACUCAGUCAGGCCGUUUUCCAAAUGUUCCCCGUCCAAAUGUGAGGUGUUUUUUUUCUUUCUUUUUUUUUCUUUUCUUUUUGGGAAAAAAAGAAAAAAGAACUGUCAUCCACGCUUGGUGUUUGUAACAAAGCAAUCAAAAACACUAGAAAAUGCCUGAAACCGAGAAACGAUGAAGAAAAAAAGGCGGAUGAGGUAAUAAAACUCCAGAGUGGACAUUACAAGGGCUGCUGUCAGUAAUUUUCUCUUUUAAUUGCCAUUACAGUGUCGCUGAUUAAUUGAUGUCGUGUAUAGUGUAAGGGAGGGAUGAUGAGAUGUUUUUUUUUAUUUUUUUUAAAGUAUUUUGCUUUUAUUUGUUUGUUUUUUAAAUGUGGGAUCGCUGCUUUAUCACUAACUGACUGCCUGCGAUUUCACUGUAAUGCCAACAGAGAGAACCUGUGUAAAUACCCCAAUAACACGUAACACCAAAAUAUCAUGAAAUAAAUGACGGCUAGGACUAAUGAUUAAUCCUAAGAGGUCGAAUGCCGACUGGUGUGAAUAAUGUGUGUUGGAAAGGUGGAGAUGCACAAGGGGUUGUGUGCAGGGUUGAAAUAAAUAUUUAAACACAGAGCUGAAUUCAAUUUUUUUUUUUUUUUAAA